AUGCUGUCUGAAACAGAGAGUGAGCUCAUAUAUUUAGAGUGUACGAAGAAGCAAGCGGGCAUCGCGAAGGUCAGCAUUCUCUACGGUGAUUCCAACCCGGCGUAUGAGCGAGCACUCCGGACCCACGAGGAACAUAAUCGGCUGCACUGUUAUUCGAUGCGCUUGCUCCGUACUCCUAUUCUAGAUGGAUAUUGGACCAAGCCGGCAUAUAUUCUUUCCGUGCUCCUGGAUGAAUUGGGCAAGCCAGCGGAUGAACGUCUCCGCUGGCUCGCGUGGAUUGACGCGGAUACAGUCAUUCUAAACUAUAAGCUGCCCCUAGAGAUGUUUCUCCCUCCUGAAGACGACCCCAGUUUCAACGAUGUGCACCUUCUCGUCACCCACGACUGGAAUGGGCUCAACAAUGGUGUUUUCCCAAUCCGCGUCUCGUCGCUGGCAGUCGAGCUGCUGGCGGACAUCGUGGCCUACCGCGACUUUCGAGGUGACACAGAGUUGACAUUUCAGGACCAGAGCGCCAUGGAGAACAUGCUACAGGAAAGUAAGUUCUCCAAGCAUGUGAUCAAGGUGCCGCAGCGGUGGUUUAAUGCCUACAUGAGCUGGGAUAAUAAGGAACUGCAGCCGCAUCAAGUGCGGCCAGGGGAUCUGCUCGUGCAUUUUGCGGGGAUUGGUGACCGCGAGAAGAAUAUCAAUAGAUCGUGCGAGCUCUCAGAGAUGCACGAUCCUGAGUGGGAUAUUGAUGCCACGUAUACAGCCUAUCCUCGUGAAGUAAGUGAGUUCUGGGCCAGUGCGAAGGAGGAGAGAUUGGAACAGCAAUAG
Molecule: messenger RNA, 813 nt
Organism: Aspergillus pseudoviridinutans
Lineage: Eukaryota; Fungi; Ascomycota; Eurotiomycetes; Eurotiales; Aspergillaceae
Exons: 2
Coding region: 1-813 (270 amino acids)
Biological process (GO): protein N-linked glycosylation
Cellular component (GO): Golgi membrane
Molecular function (GO): glycosyltransferase activity
Source: RefSeq, a predicted model, not a curated record